Messenger RNA from Durusdinium trenchii, 2208 nucleotides. Lineage: Eukaryota; Dinophyceae; Suessiales; Symbiodiniaceae. The record is from the annotation of a GenBank genome assembly.
AGCUCAAGCUUUGUUGGAAGGUUGUCAGGGUUUGGGUUCUCUGUGCCAAUUGCCAUGGUGGACUGGACGCAAAUAGGUUUUGCGGCAUGCCUUAUGGUAAAUCUAGUCGAUGUCAUGGGCACUCUCUUCACAGCUCCAGUUCUGGUGCCUUAUGGACAAUCACUCGGCGCAAGCACUGCAGAGCUUGCAAGCUUUUCUACCGUUCGUUUUGGUCUGGGCAUUGUCUCCUUCCUCUGGAUGCCUCGAUUGGCAGACGUCAAAGGCACCAAGGUGUGUGUUCUAGUGUCUGUCCUUGGCAGCUCCAUCGCCUACGCCAUGCAAGGAAACAGCCACUACUUGAGCGGCUGUGCGCGAGCAAACUACGCUUUGCAGGGUGGUGAGACGCUGCAGCUUUGGGAGGGACACGAAUGUCAGCUGCUAAAUGGGACAAUUGAACUCUAUGAGCAAAAUGCUACGGCUUUGGGCGCUGGAGGUACUUUGGAUUGCAUAUCUUCGUGUCAGAACAAGAACGGGGUCUACUUCUUUCUAGCGGGCCGUGCGCUUGCUGGCUUCUUUGGAGGAACUCAGCCGAUUCUACGCAGUUAUGUUUCUGAGAUCUCAUUGCCGAUGCUUGGCUUUGGUUGGUGCUGCUAUCCACGUGCGCGUGAAGCCUAUUCCAAGGCUGUGUCACCAGCAACAAUUGAGCCAAUUUGUUUCUUGGGCCGCCCGUCUUGUCAGGUUUCCAGCAAAAUUGGAGAUGUUGCAACAAUGCGAAUUGGAGCCGCUAUCGCGUCAGUGGUCAUUUGUUUGUACGGAUUUGCAUCUACCGAGGUGUGGCACAUUUUGCUGCUACAUGGGUCAAUGGGCGUGGGCCUUGGCCUCUUUGUUCCUGCUGUUGGCCCGACACUGCAGAGGUAUACUUCCCUUGCGCAUCCGAAGAAGGCUGCUCAGGCGAGUGCGCUGCCGCUUUUUGGCAUGCAGAUUGGCCAGGUUGCUGGGCAGCCUCUUUUCAGCGCAAUUGUAGGCGAUGGUCAGGACCGUUCUCGCAUGAAUGCGGCUUGGUUAGUGGCUGGCACUUGCUUUGCGCUCGGAGCUUUUUGUGCUGAUUUGGCCUUGAUGCUGAUCAAUAGGCAUCCAGUGUCGAAGAGGCUGAAGUACACACCGGAUCAGAUCAAGAUUAUGAUUGAAACAGAUGCAAAAGAGACGGACGUGUUCAUUGAGGAUAUGUGCAAGAAGUUACGCGGGAUGUUGACCGAGGGCCAUCCGGAUUAUCGAGGAGCCAAGCUCUUCAGUGGCAUAGCUCAACGCUUCAUCGCGAACGUUCUGGACAGGUCAAUUCCCAAGCUGAGAGAAGAACCUGAACAACAUUUGCAGGACGUUGCCAGAUGGAUCUCCAACGUUGGUACCGAUGAGGAGAUUGAAUUCUUUCAAAAACGCUUCCCACACGUCAAGCGCCCUUGGUGGCAGUUGAUCCACUUGAACAUCGUUUGCAGGCUUCAUUUGCGACAGGUUGUUUUGAACCUGUGCUCUUCAGUCUCAAACAAUGUUCCCUCAGUCAAGAGUUUACAAGACGAAAAGACGGGGGAAUGGGUGUCCCAGAACAAAAGAACACCAAAACAGUUUACACUUCGUUCCAGAUGUGUCCUUUGUGCUUGGAAUGGAAUGCUGUGUUUGCCUCCUCAAGGGCUCUCUCUCGCUCUCUCACUCUCUCUCUCUUUCUCUCUCUAUUCAAAACUUCAUGCUCUUCUUUUGAACUCUUGUGCGUGCAGGUUGUGGACUUGCUGAUGGCUUUGCAAUGCAUUUGAAAGGAAGCGCACAGACAAACGCACACACACACAAAACGAGCACCAGGUCAGUUGGGCCUCUUCGGGUGCAGUUAACACUGGUCCAAAGGUGGGCCACACAUCCUAGGGGAUGCCUAAACGUCACCCUGUAUACCCUCAGCUGUUUGGGCUUGUGGAAUGGCAGCAGCACAGGUUGCGAUUGCCUGGUGACCGCCGCCCCAGUGAUGCUUGUCGGGAUGGGAAGAUGUUGCCACGAAGUCGCAGCUGGUUGUUGGGGAGCAUCUGGCGCAAAGUAAACUUUCAAGCUCAGAUGCCGGGGAACUCCAACAAACCAACCGAACGAAUGAACAGCCCAUGUUUGUCUAGCAUUGGAGCCUUGAACGGUCGUGCUUUCCAUGGACAUGCUAGGUAGGAGAAGUGAUGUUGUGCCACGUCGGAUUUCUAC